CCAUGACUGGGCAGUAGACUUGACUCGAUUUAUGAGAAGUGUCGCGACUCCAAGACGGGCGCAGUCAACAACACCAAUGUUUGAGGUUUAGUGCUCAUCACAAUCGCAGCGGUCCAAGAUGUCUUCCACAAAAAGAAGCCCUUCAGUCUUGAUGACUGAUUCGCGCGAGCCCGCCCCGGCUCGAGGGGCGCCGCAGAGAGGGCUGGCCACCCCUGUACGACCGAGCACCCGCCUUAUAUCUGUCGACAAUGUGCUGCAAAACUCGUCCGACAUACCCUCAGGCCAACCUAGGGUGCCGCUUGGCAGUCGCCCAACUCGCGCGACGGCUAAGCGCCGCACCAGCCAGGGCGGUGGUCUGCCGACUCUCGCUUCCACACGAACCGGCCAGCAGAUUGUACCCUCUCGGACGACAAAGGUCAGCCAAAAACUCGUGCUACUCCCUGAGGCGCCCGGUGAUAGGGAUGAAGAAGGAGAGAGCGACGACGAAUUAGCGCAGCGUGCGUCCUUGAUGCGAGACGAUGACGAGACCCGACCGCUCAAGGACGAAGAACUAGAUGUGCUGAGGAAGAGAGGCGGCAUCCGUGGGAAGAGCUAUGCAGAGCGCCUGCCAAAGGUGCAGCGGGGAGAGAAGGUGGCUCGCCUGACCGCUUAUUGCACCGCCCAAGCGUACAAGAUGCAGGCGACGGCCGAGUUUCUGAGGACGAAGCACGACGCCAAGACGAAGCUCUACGACGAUUGUCUCUACACGGUAUACCAUCUGCCACUGCUUCCGGGCAUUGACGGGUACCGUCUGAGGAGCCGGCCCGUUUUGAAGACGCCGGGCACGGGCAAGACUGUGUUAGAUCUCGAGAUUGAGCGUAGCGAGCGGAGAGACGAGCACGAGGGCUUCGGAGACGAGUAUUCGUACUUCACCCAAGGGUUGGCUACAAGGCCCAUCACGGCGCCGCUUCUCCAACCGGUCGGCAGAGAUCCCUCUGCACUCCCACAAACAGACGGGAGCUAUGAAACAGAGCACUUGACUGUUAGCCCGAUCAACCGCCUGGUCCCUGACGCGAAGCACUUCGGCGAGAUGUUCGUCUUCUCGUACGGCGUUGUUGUGUUUUGGAAUUUCACGGAGCAUCAAGAGAAGGACCUCCUCGCCGACCUGACCUUUGCGGAGAAUGAGACGGGGGUCCCAUUAGUCACGGGGGCGCUCGACGAGACGGACUUUGAGACGGAGGAGUUUCACUUCGAAUAUAGCGAUGAUAUCAAGCGCCCGCGCGUUUUCAACGACAUGAUCACGCUGCUUCGCCGGUCCGACCACAUGGUAAAGCUGACCAUCAGCCACGCCAUCGCGCAGAGCACCAAGCUCUGCUUCUUCGAAGAGCGCAUGUCCGAGACGAUGCUCGACGUCCAGCACGUACCGAAACGCUUGGCUCUCACGGGCGAUCUUAACAUGAAGCGAGCCGAUAUCCUCAAAAUCCUGGGCCGCCUCUUCAAAAGCCGCGUUGACAUCAACGUUUCCUCCAACGUCCUCGACGUCCCCAACUUCUUCUGGGACUCGGAGCCCACCUUGCACCCCCUCUACGUCGCCAUCCGCGAGUACCUCGAGAUCGACCCGCGCAUCAAGGUCCUCAACGAGCGCUGCCGCGUGUUCCUCGACCUGGCCGACAUCCUGGCGGAUAGCGUCGCCGACGCCAAGAUGAGCAACAUCACCUGGAUCAUCAUCGCCCUCAUCGUCGUCAGCAUCGUCGUCACCAUGUCAGAGGUCCUGCUGCGGUUCGGCAUGCUGUCGAAGGGGAAGAGCGCGCACGGAGGGCUGGGGAACGUUAUUGGCGGGGGGGACAGGGACGGGAACGGUGAAAGCGGCGGCGACGGGGGCGGCAAGGCCGGGCUUGAUCUACGCUGGUUGAGAGAGUCGAAUAUCUCGCUUGAGGAGCUCAGGCUGUGGAGUCGGGCACUCAGUGAGAGGGAGAAGGCCGCGGUUUGUGGCCAGGAAUUUGUGGGCAGGACGUUCGCGGGCGUGUGAGCGCUGCCUCAUGUGCCAGGGACAGGUUGCAUGGGUUUCGGUCAGUUCUCUUCUAGAUUGGUAGCGCAUAGCGAGGCGUCUGCGGGUUUUCAUGUCUCUCUUUCCUCGGUGUCAGCAACGUGCCCCAUCUCGGGGACAAUAUGCGCUUGUUCCCUACCGAUAUCGCUGGGCUAGGGACUCAUCAUUAAUC
Molecule: messenger RNA, 2198 nt
Organism: Thermothielavioides terrestris NRRL 8126
Lineage: Eukaryota; Fungi; Ascomycota; Sordariomycetes; Sordariales; Chaetomiaceae
Exons: 3
Coding region: 119-2008 (629 amino acids)
Source: RefSeq, a predicted model, not a curated record